GUUGGUAAAAGAAGAACCUGGCAACUUGGACAGAAUCCCUGGUUGGCCAACCAUACCUUUUCUCUUUAGCAUAACAACCUUGCUGAAUUAGUUCGUAUUUCAUGAAAUUACGUCGUUAUCCUGUAAACUCGUGACUAGAAAUGAAUCAAGUUUCUUGUAUUUUGUGCCGGCGGUCGGAAGAAACGGAGGUAACCGGAGCUUUAUCGACGAAACAGGAAGUCACGGCGCAUCAAAACUGUUUGUUAUUCUCUUCUGGGAUUUUUUGCGAGAAUUCGCCGGAGUAUGACGACUUGUUUGGUUUCGCAGUGAGGAAAGUCUUGGAGGAAUACAAGAGAGGACGGAGACUGAGUUGCUGCCAUUGUAAGAAGAGUGGCGCAACUGCAGGCUGUGAAAUCCGAAAGUGCAAGAAGUCGUUCCAUUACCCCUGUGCCUUUGAGCGUGGAGCUAAGAUUGUUGAGGAUCACGAGAAGGGCAAAUAUGGGAUAUACUGCCCAGAUCAUAGGGAGUUGGUAAAUGGAGAGUCCAUCAAUGGAGAUGUGAAGCCUCAUUCCUCCAAAACUCCCAGCGUCGGCCGAUUUUCGAAGGCUCCAUCACAGAAGAGAAAAAGUAAUGAAGAUGCGUCAGCAGCUGGACCGUCUUCCCCCGGCCGCCAUUCAUGGAGCGGGUUCUCCACCUCCCCCAAGAGGAGACGUUUUACAUCCAGUAACGAUGAAAAAGAUGAGAAAAAUCAGCAAAAAAAAGAUGAGACCCCGAAACAGAACCCUGUGGAACACCAGCGUAGAGACAGUGAAAGAGAAGAAGAAGAAGAAGAAAAUAUCUCCCAAGUGAGGCAUAAAAGAUCAAGAAUAUUAACAGACGAUUCUUCUGACUCGGCCGGUGAUGGUCUCAUUGCACCCAUCGGAUCAGAUGAAAGCCUGAACUCUGUUCCAGAGGAGCAGUCACCUGAGCCACAGCCCACCAGCAGCGUGUCACAGACGCCUGUUGAAACAGAAAACCACCUUGACAAAAACGGAAUUUAUGAAGAUGAUGACAAAACCAUAUCCGAUGCUGAGUCAGAGAGUUUGCUGAGUCAUGUGAUGACUUCCUCCAGGCGUCGGUCCAGCUCUGAAAGCGCUCAAUUCAGCGUGGCGGUUCAGACCAUCAAGAGGGAAUGUGAGGAGUUCAGUAUCCCGGUCGACCAUUUUCACAGACCUGAAGGAGAAGACGUCGGUGGCUACACCGACUACUCUCCUGUUCCACGUCGCUCCAGUCCUUCCUUCGAUGUCCCUUCCUGUGCCGCCUCAACCGUUGACCAGAACGGCGUGGCCGAACCUGCACCCACCAGCGUGACCGUCCCCUUCUCGACCUUUCUCCCCCCACCUCUGUCACCACCGCCCCCCAAUGAGGGGCCCACAAACGACUCGGUCAGCUUUUGGAGAAAAUGCAACUCAGCCAAAUGCACGCAGGACAUCUUCAACGACUUCAUUAGAUGGUUAAAUAUUGUCUCCAGUAGAAUUCAGGCAGACGAGGCCAGUCAGGAGGAAUGUGAGCGUGCUCUGUCGGUGAUGAAGGCUUCAGGUCAGCUGGAGAACAUUGUGGCUGCACAGCAAAAAGACUUACAAAGACGGCUCACAGAGCUGCAAGCAGCAACAGCAGCCAUGGAGGAGGUGGUUUCAGCGCUGAGAUGAGUCCAGCAGAAGUCUUCUUCUUCACCUUUCAACUGCUCUCUUUAGCCAAUCAUCCACCUCCAUCCAACCCUCUCGUCUGCAUCCUUCUGGCUCACUCAAUAAGUCCUCCUCCUGCCUUCCACUCCUCAAGCUGCAGCAGUCACUUUAGGUCUCCUUCAAGUUUCCAGGAGAAAUGCAUGACUCUCAGCGCUACAGGUGAGAGCUGGGCGAUAUGGCCAAAAAAAUAAAAUCAGAUUUUUUUUCUUC
Messenger RNA from Oryzias melastigma (Indian medaka), 1913 nucleotides. RefSeq names its product PHD finger protein 11 (gene phf11). Gene Ontology annotation, cellular component: nucleus. The record is from RefSeq and is a predicted model, not a curated record. Gene Ontology annotation, molecular function: histone binding; histone deacetylase binding. NCBI's taxonomy places the organism in Eukaryota, Metazoa, Chordata, Actinopteri, Beloniformes, Adrianichthyidae. Bases 141 to 1667 code for a protein of 508 amino acids. The transcript is spliced from 18 exons.